UCUGGUCGGUUGUUGAUUUACCAGGUCUGAAGCCACACUGAUAAGGUCCAAUCAGUUUGUUGACGGUGGGCUUUAAUCUUUCACACAAUACGUUCGAUAGAACCUUGUACGCGAUGUUGAGGAGGCUUAUCCCACGGUAGUUGGCGCAGAUUGUGGGGUCUCCUUUUUUAUGGAAUGGGCAUAGCACACUUAAAUUCCAAUCGUUGGGCAUGCUUUCAUCCGACCAUAUUUUACAAAGAAGCUGAUGCAUGCUCCUUAUCAGUUCUUCGCCGCCGUGUUUGAAUAGCUCGGCCGCCAAUCCAUCGGCCCCUGCCGCUUUGUUGUUCUUCAGGCGGGCAAAUGCUAUUCGAAGGAUGGAGUCAUGUGUAGAAGUUCACGCAAGUGAGGAAAGUUCUCUGAUCGCCAUUCACUUGGGAGUGGUCAGAAACGAUUCUUUUACAUAUGACUCAAGCAGCUCACGACUUCCGGUCUUUGACCAAGUAUCCUCUGGGUAGCCUAAGAACAUCCGUUUGAAGGCGAGCUAAAGUGAGAAGGCGAAAUAUCCGCUACAUAGGGUUGUGCGCUGGGUUUGGGACCCGCCAUGUAAAAAAACAACCCCAGCGAAUAGUAACAACCAGCCUCGGAUGAGAGACCCCCCUUUUGAUGAUGACCAUGCAAAACGAAAUAAGGACUACGAAUUGAAGGAAUGCACCUGGAAUGUCCGGUCCCUUAAGUGGGAAGGUGUCGCUGCCCAGCUGGUUGAUGUCCUCGUGAAAAUAAAGGCUGACAUCACCGCCGUCCAAGAAAUGCGAUGGACGGGACAAGGACAAAGACGAGUCGGUCCUUGUGGCAUUUACUACAGUGGCCAUAUAAAGGAGCGCAAGUUUGGUGUUGGAUUCGUGGUGGGAGAGAGACUCCGUCGCCGAGUACUAUCAUUCACCCCGGAGAAUGAACGUCUAGCCACAAUCCGCAUCAAAGCGAGGUUCUUCAACAUAUCGCUGAUUUGCGCCCACGCCCCGACGGAAGAGAAGGACGAUGUGACCAAAGAUGCCUUUUAUGAGUGCUUGGAGCGCACUUAUGAGAGAUGCCCCCGCCACGAUGUCAAAAUCGUGCUUGGCGACUUUAACGCCAGGGUGGGCAAAGAAGGUAUCUUUGGCACUACGGUCGGUAAAUUCAGCCUCCACGACGAAACGUCCCCAAAUGGGUUGAGGCUGAUCGACUUCGCCGGGGCCCGAAAUAUGGUUAUCUGUAGUACUAGAUUCCAGCAUAAGAAGAUACAUCAAGCUACCUGGCUGUCUCCGGAUCGAAAAACCACCAACCAGAUCGAUCAUGUUGUGAUAGACGGAAGACACGUCUCCAGUGUUUUAGAUGUGCGUGCGCUCCGAGGUCCUAACAUCGACUCGGACCACUAUAUUGUUGCACCCGCCUCUGUGCAGCAAAAAACGUAAACGAGAAGCUGCAAUCACAACAGACAGCCGAAAAAUUUUCUACUCGGCUUGCACUCCUGCUCUCGAGAGCACUCGUCAACAACUCGGUAUAAGGGAACUGUGGGACGGCAUUUCAAACUCCUUACGUAUAGCUGCAACCGAAACCAUUGGUUUUCGGAAAGUGCAAAAGAACAGCUGGUACGACGAGGAGUGCCGUGUCGCAGCGGAGAGAAAACAGGCUGCCUACCUCGCAACGUUACGAUCGACCACAACACGUGCGGGAUGGGAUAGAUACCGAGAGUUGAAGAGGGAAGCGAGACGCAUUUGCAGACAGAAGAAGAAAGAGGCCGAAAUGCGUGAGUACGAACAGCUUGAUAAGCUGGCCGACAGGGGUAAUGCUCGAAAAUUCUACGAAAAAAUGCGGCGACUUACAGAAGGUUUCAAGACCGGAGUAUACACCUGUAGAACCCCCAAAGGUGAUCUAGCCACCGAUGCCCAGAGCAUACUUAGAUUAUGGAUGGAACACAUCUCCAGCCUGCUGAAUGGCAGUGAACACAUAACACCAGGAGAAGGCGAACCCGAUUCGCCAAUCGAUGACGAUGGAGCAGACGUUCCAUUAUCCGACCAUGAAGAAGUUCGAAUAGCAGUUGCCCGCCUGAAGAACAACAAAGCGGCAGGGGCCGACGGAUUGCCAGCCGAGCUAUUUAAACACGGCGGCGAAGAACUGAUAAGGAGCAUGCAUCAGCUUCUUUGCAAAAUAUGGUCAGAUGAAAGCAUGCCCAACGAUUGGAAUUUAAGUGUGCUAUGCCCAAUCCAUAAAAAAGGAGACCCCACAAUCUGCGCCAACUACCGUGGGAUAAGCCUCCUCAACAUCGCGUAUAAGGUUCUAUCGAGCGUAUUGUGUGAAAGAUUAAAGCCCACCGUCAACUAACUGAUUGGACCUUAUCAGUGUGGCUUCAGACCUGGUAAAUCAACAACCGACCAGAUAUUCACCAUGUGCCAAAUCUUGGAAAAGACCCGUGAAAGGAGAAUCGACACUCACCACCUAUUCGUCGAUUUCAAAGCUGCUUUCGACAGCACGAAGGCAGCUCCCUUUUUGCCGCGAUGUCGGAAUUUGGUAUCCCCGCAAAACUAAUACGGCUGUGUAAACUGACGUUGAGCAGCACCAAAAGCUCCGUCAGGAUCGGGAAGGACUUCUCCGAGCCGUUUGAUACCAAACGAGGUUUCAGACAACGCGGCUCCCUAUGGUGCAACUUCUUCAAUCUGCUGCUCGAGAAAAUAAUUCGAGCUGCACAACUUAAUCGAGCAGGUACAAUCUUUUAUAAGAGUGUACAGCUGCUGGCGUAUGGCGAUGAUAUUGAUUUCAUCGGCCUCAACACCCACGCUGUUAGUUCUACUUUCUCCAUACUGGACAAGGAUGCAAAGCAAAUUGGUCUGGCAGUGAACGAGGGCAAGGCGAAAUAUCUCCUGCCAUCAAACAAACAGUCGUCGCAUUCGCGACUUGGCUUUCACGUCACUGUUGACAGUCAUAACUUUGAAGUUGUAGAUAAUUUCGUCUAUCUUGGAACCAGCGUAACACCACCAACAAUGUCAGCCUAGAAAUCCAACGCAGGAUAACUCUUGCCAACAGGUGCUACUUCGGACUGAGUAGGCAAUUGAAAAGUAAAGUCCUCUCUCGGCGAACAAAAACCAAACUCUAUAAGUCGCUCAUAAUUCCCGUCCUGCUAUAUGGUGCAGAGGCUUGGACAAUGACAACAACCGAUGAGUCGAUGUUGCGAGUUUUCGAGAGAAAAGUUCUGCAAAAGAUUAAUGGUCCUUUGCGCGUUGGCCACGGCGAAUAUCGCAUUCGAUGGAACGAUGAGCUGUACGAGAUAUACGACGACAUUGACAUAGUUCAGCGAAUUAAAAGACAGCGGCUACGCUGGCUAGGUCAUGUUGUCCGGAUGGAUGAAAACACUCCAGCUCUGAAAGUAUUCGACGCAGUACCCGCCGCGGGAAGCAGAGGAAGAGGAAGACGUCCACCCUGGUGGAAGGACCAAGUGGAGAAGGACCUGGCCUCGCUUAGAAUAGCCAAUUGGCACCACGUAGCGAAGAGAAGAAACGACUGGCGCGCUGUUGUUGACUCGGCUAUAAUCGCGUAAGCGGUGUCUACGCCAGUAAAGAAGAAGAAGAAGUUUAUGGACCCUAUACAGUUUCCAUUUCCACCGCACAACGAUGGUUUCAACGUUUUCGUUCUGGUGUGGAGGUGGUCGAAGAUGCGCCACGCUCCCGAAGGCCUGUCGUCGAAAAUUGCGAUAAAAUCGCUGAAUUGGUCGAAAGAGACCGGCUUAGUAGUCAUCAAACCGUUAUAAACCAUUUGAAGAAGCUUGGAGUCACUAAGAAGCUCGAUGUAUGGGUGCCACACGAAGUGAUUCAAUAAAAAUACCGAAAGACUUUUUUGACAACCCAAUAUUAGAAAAAUGUAAAAACCAAAAGUAGUAAACGCUAUAAAAAUAGACGAACAAUUAUUAUUUUACGCCGAAAAUGACAUUAUCAAUACAUUUCCCAAUGCCUCUAUCGUUCUAACUCAUAACAUGGUUGACAACAUAACCGACAUCGAACAACAAAAACAAAUCAUAAAUGACACACAUAGACGUGCACACAGAAACUACAAAAAUAAUGCACAGGAAAUUUCCCUAAAAUAAACAUACGUAACGCUUGUAAAAAAGAAGUACAAGACUGUGAAAUCUGUCUCACAAACAAAUGCGAACGCCGACCAAACAAACAACCAAUUGGUUCCGCACCAACGCCAAACAAAGUAGGCGAAUACAUACACUUAGACUUAUUCUACAUGAGCGAUAACAUAUACAUUAGCUCAACGGACAAAUACUCAAAAUUUUGCUACUUUAGACAAAUACAUUCAAGAAAAGAUACAUACAAAUACGUCGACGAGAUUCUUUCACAAAUAUACCCAAACGCAAAAUUUUUAAUGACUGAUAACGAUCUAUCGUUUACAAGCAUAUGUGCACAAUAAAUUUGCAAACGAUUACAAAUAACGCACACAAAAACGCCAGCGUUCCAUUCUACUACAAACGGACAAGUUGAGCGCACGCACAGUAAAAUGAUUGAAAUCGCGAAAGUUUUAGCUGACCAGAAUAAUUCACCACCGGAAGACCAAAAUUUUGAAGCUGUUCGGCAGUACAACAAAACCAUAGAUUCCGUUACCAACGAGAAACCCGAGGGCGUGUUUUAUAAUCAAAAGGGGUAUCCCGACAUCCAAGAACGAAUAAACCAGGAAAGAGUCUUGCGUCAUCAUAAUCGCAAUCGAAAGCAACUGAACUAAUUAGAAACAAAAAAAAUCAACUUAUGCCAAAUAUAUAUAGGCCCAAAAGAUCUCUUAACUUUCUUGGUUCUGUACUUAAAUUUAUAACUGGUACACCAGAUCAUAACGACCUUAUCGAAAUAAAAACUUCAAUUAAUAUGCUAAUAGAAAAUAAUAACAAACAAAAGAGCAUUAAUUAGCAGUUUGAAAGAAUUCUUGAAACACUUGAUCCUCAAGCAAUAAAUGAGAAUUUAAUAAUAGGAGAAAUUUAUAACGAAUUACAAACAAUAACUAAUACUAUUAAUAGAAAAAAAUGAAAUUUUUUACUCUGCCACACUUAAUCCGAAUGAUGUGCAUAAAUUAAUAAACCAUGAGUAGUUGGAUCAUCCAUUAAUUAAUAUAUUGGAAUAUUUUGGUCCUUAGGAUAUAAUUAUAAUUUUCAAAUAACCAAUACUCGAAACUAUCUGUAGACUAUUUAAUGUAUAACCUUUAUCACAAAAGUACGGUAAAAUUAAUUUACAUCCUAAGAUAGCAAAAUGCAAAUACUAUAAAAGCGUUUCAAAAUGUAAGAAUUUUUUCAGUAUAUUUGUAAAUCAGAACAUUCUGAUAAUUGUACUAUCAAAAUAUUAAACGAUAAAUCAGCACAAUGUAAAACAAUUCAAAAAAUAACGCUCCACUCCAAAUCCUAGAGAAUGGAUACAUUUUGACAGAUUACCAGCCUACUUGGAACAACAUGCAUAUAUCAGACCCUAAAUUGAUACACUUCAAUGAAUCCACGAACAUCGAUAACAUGACAUAUUACAAUCAUCAAACAACAACAAUUUGUAGCAGCAUAGCGAGGACGCUACGUUUUUAAGAACGAGGGGAGUUAACGAGUAAAGCACAAAUCAGCUUUUCUGUGUUUUUACAAAAGUGACCAAUGUUAUUAUUCUUAAAGCAAUAAAUUUCGUCUUUCAAUUAAAAAUAUAUAAAAUAAUAAAUAUAUAAAUAAAAAUUAUAUCAAUUAUAAUGUAAAUGAAAUUAAAUUAAAACAUUCGGGCUCAUUUAUCUAUAGCUGAAUGUAUUUUGCUUUCUAUUUUUAAUAUUUUUGUUUAAUAACAUGUUUCUUAUUUCUAAAUAAAAAAUGUCUAUAACGGAAAAAGUACCGCUAUAAAAUGUAGUCAAAUAUGCACAAUACUUGAAAAGUUUGGGUGCUAAAGUUUGCGUGGCCUCGAGUGUAUAGCAAGAAUGAUAGAGAAAGAGAUUACGCAAUGCGCAUGUUUGCUUUCAGUCAGCUGUUCUUGCUGACGUCACGGUUGACUUAUUAUUCGCCCGCGCUAUUGAAAGUGAAUUCGAAUUGCGUUUUCAAGUGUUAUAUUAAUUGUUAAAUUCUAUAUUUCUAAAAUGCGUUGUGCAGAGUUCGGUUGUAAUAAUAACAAUGGUAAAAAUUGUGCUACGAAGUGGAGAUUUUUUCAUUUCCCUAAGGAUAAAGCCGCAUUAAAACAAUGGAUUUAUUUUUGUCGACGGACGGACAAAAUUAACGUUAAAAAUGCUUGCAUUUGUGAAGUGCACUUCGCGCCAGAAGCUUUCGAAAGAAAUUUGCAGUUUGAAAUGGACAAAGACUGAAUAGUGUUGUUAGCACUUUGAAUAAGUGCAAAAACGACAGUUAGCAGAAAUUAAACGUCUCAAGAUCCAUUUCCAUUAAAACUGCGGAAUUCCAUAGAAAUAAUUUGCAGCAAAAACUUGGCUGCAUUUUCACCAACGGCCAGGUAAUAUUUUUCAACGUGUGUCAGUUGAUCUGAAUUCCACUGACCCAAUUGAAAAAGAUGAUGACUUGGAGAUUCUCAACAACGACGGACUUGAGAAUUUGGCAGGGUACAUCUGCCACAAACUCUGUAAAGACAACCCCGAAAUUUGUGCCAAUUCCGAAAAUUGUUCGUCCCAUACUUGGGUGGAUCACCUUUCCGAAGGAGGACUCUCAAAACCAACAGAUAUGUUGAUGAUAUGCCUUGCACAAUAUUUGACGACGUCAAUGGUAAUGAUUUGCAUAUAUGUACAAACUACGUCCAGAAGCACAUAGAUUUAAGUGAUUUUGUAAAUUGUAGCUCGAAAAUAAAAGAAUUAUUUUUCAGAGCUAGAAUGUAUUUUAGGAUUCGUUCCUUAAAUAAAAACAUAAUUGAACAUAUGUUUAGUAAAAAAAAAAAAUUAAAUAAAACAAUAAAUCGAUACUUGGUUACAAAAUAUUCAAUCUUUUUAUUUGCAUAAAUGUAUAUGGUUGAAACAAACACAGCAAAGAUUGUCUCUUUUUAAAUAAUCCAAUGAAAAUUCAAUUAAAUGAAUAUGUAUGUAAAUGUUCACUAUAAAAUAUUCACUUAUAUUGAUAUCUUUUAUUAAUAUUCACUUAUAUUGAUGUUAAAUUUUGAUGAUAUUCAUGAUUUUGUAUGCCUGCAAUACAAAAUUGCUUC
Bactrocera dorsalis (oriental fruit fly) is the source of this 7151-nucleotide messenger RNA. RefSeq lists its product as uncharacterized. The transcript has 3 exons. The coding region runs from base 1348 to 2337 and encodes 329 amino acids. The record is from RefSeq and is a predicted model, not a curated record. Lineage: Eukaryota; Metazoa; Arthropoda; Insecta; Diptera; Tephritidae.